Amphimedon queenslandica is the source of this 1915-nucleotide messenger RNA. RefSeq names its product mothers against decapentaplegic homolog 9-like. Lineage: Eukaryota; Metazoa; Porifera; Demospongiae; Haplosclerida; Niphatidae. Gene Ontology annotation, biological process: regulation of transcription by RNA polymerase II; cell differentiation; SMAD protein signal transduction. The transcript has 5 exons. The record is from RefSeq and is a predicted model, not a curated record. Gene Ontology annotation, cellular component: heteromeric SMAD protein complex. Gene Ontology annotation, molecular function: RNA polymerase II cis-regulatory region sequence-specific DNA binding; DNA-binding transcription factor activity, RNA polymerase II-specific; I-SMAD binding. Bases 387 to 1670 code for a protein of 427 amino acids.
UCGUGACGCCUAACUGACUUGUGCUUCCUUUCUGGAGUCUGAGCUCAUUUCCUGGUUUAUCUCUUAGUCUUUCACUGCUCUUUUUCCCUGUGUUUUUCUCUACUUCUCACUCUCUGACCGCCUGUUGUAUAGUACAUGGUACAGACUGUUCGUUGUGCUAACUAGUGGAGGACCGACAAUAGGAAACUGCUAAUUUGAGAAGAAGUUUAAAUUGAUUUCGAUUUGUUCUCUUUCUCCUUUCACUUACCAAGUUCUAACGAAACAUACUCAAACAACAAUAAUUAGUGACUUAUCUCACGUAUGUUGUAGUCUAGCGAGCCAAUCAGGACUUUAUUUUCCAUUUGUCAUUCUCAAAGGUAUUGUAAUCCAACAUCUCUCCCGUCGACAUGUCUAUCUUCUCUUCGCCGGCUGUCAAGCGUCUCCUUGGUUGGAAGCAAGGUGACGAGGAUGACAAGUGGGCUGAAAAAGCCAUUGAUUCUCUCGUUAAGAAGUUAAAGAAGCAAAAGGGUUCUUUGGAAGAGCUAGAACGUGCCCUUUCCCAAGCCAAUCCACAGACACACUGCGUGACAAUAGCCCGCAGUCUUGAUGGUCGCUUGCAAGUGUCCCACAGAAAAGGGCUGCCACAUGUUAUAUACUGUCGUGUGUGGAGAUGGCCUGAUCUACAAAAUCAUCACGAGCUGAAGCCACUUGAUCAUUGUGAGUUUGCCUAUUCAAGAAAUAAAGGAGAGGUAUGCAUCAACCCUUACCAUUACAAGAGAGUUGAAACACCAGUUUUACCACCAGUUUUAGUACCACGUAACCCACAACUCAUAGCAACACUUUAUGAACCUGUGCCAAGCUAUCUGGAUAAACAACGUGUUGAAAACUCACCAGCUCAUUACCAUAACUUCGAUUUACCAGAGACUCCACCUCCAGCUUAUUCUGAAACAGGAUCUCCUUCACCAUCAGAAGCUACAAGUAUUGACCAAUCUCUGUCUGCAUCAAGUAUGGUCAGUUCUCCUCCUGAUCUAUCUCCAUCUUCAAUGGUGUCUCCAUCACCAGAUUCUGGAACUGUUGCCGUACAAUACCAAGAACCUCCAUAUUGGUGUAGUAUAGUUUACUAUGAGUUGAACAAUCGGGUAGGAGAAGUGUUUAAAGCAUCGCUCAAUGAUGUCGUUGUAGAUGGAUUCACCGACCCCUCUACUACUGGAGAUAGGUUUUGUUUAGGUCUACUCUCAAGCGUUCAUCGUAAUUCAACAAUUGAAAACACUCGUCGCCACAUCGGUAAAGGUGUUCACCUUGUGUACGUCAAUGGCGAAGUUUUUGCAGAAUGCCUCAGUGAAAAUUCUAUUUUUGUACAGAGUCGAAAUUGUAAUUCUUCCCAUGGAUUUCAUCUAACUACAGUGUGUAAAAUUCCUCCAGGCUGUAGCCUAAAAAUAUUCAAUAAUCAAGAUUUUGCUAGCAUGUUAGCUCAGUCUGUUCAUCAAGGAUUUGAAUCAGUUUAUGAACUUACCAAGAUGUGUACGAUAAGGCUUAGCUUUGUCAAGGGGUGGGGUGCUGAGUAUCACAGACAAGAUAUAACUAGUACUCCUUGCUGGAUUGAGAUACAUCUUCAUGGUCCUCUCAUGUGGCUUGACAAGGUCCUAUCACAAAUGGGUAGGCCUGGGGGAAUAUGUGAUUCUAACUCUUGAACUUUUAUAUUUUUUCUAAUUAAUUCUUUCUCCCCAAUUGUGAGGUGCUCUUCAGAGAAAUCUGGUUAUUAAUUUAAUUAAAACUUCUUAAAUUUCUCAAAAAUAAUCUUAUAGUACUUUGUCUGCAGAAUAAUUUUUCAUUAGGACAGUUUUUUCUCUAUUUAAUUUUUGUACCAUUCAUAUUAUUUUUAUUAUUGUCAUGGGAUUGUUCCAAGUUAAUUUCAACAGAGGAAUUACGACAGAAA